AUGCGUCACCCUGGAAUAACCUCCAAAACUGGAAAAACUCGAAUAUUUGUUGAUCAGUUACGGGAUUUACCUGCUGCUAUGGACGCCGUCGUGCUCCACAUGGAAAGAAACGUGAUUAAAGCCUUCAGGACGGAUUCAGAACUAAACCGUUCCCCUCACGUUAGGAGCAGAACCUGCAAACUGAGGGUCGAACCGGGCGUCCAAAAAUAA
Molecule: messenger RNA, 210 nt
Organism: Xyrichtys novacula (pearly razorfish)
Lineage: Eukaryota; Metazoa; Chordata; Actinopteri; Labriformes; Labridae
Source: the annotation of a GenBank genome assembly